CCUGGACCGACGAUCUCACCUCAACGAUGUCAUCGACAGCUACAACCAUAUCGGGUGGCAUGGUGGUGGUCACCCAGGUGUACCCAUCUCAUCGUCCCCAGGAAGGUCAGCGGGUGUGUCUGGGGACGCAGAGGUUCAUCGAGGGAUAUCCUCUGGCUAUCGGGACGGUUCAGAUCAUGAUCGGUGCAUUAGUCCUCUUGUCUGGUAUCCCUAUGGUGAUUCGUGCAAACACCAUAGGAGUGUACAGUGGUUUCUUUGUGUGGGGUGCCGGCUUUUACCUCACCUCCGGCUCGCUCACAGUGGCUGCUGGGAAAUCUCUUAGUCGCUGUCUGGUCAACACUGCGAUGGGUUUCAAUGUGGUUUCCUCAGUAGCAGCAGUUACCGCCAUCAUCCUGUACAGUUUUGACGUUGCAGGAGUGAUUACUUACUGCUGGGAUGACAACUGUGGACCAUACAUGGUACUGAGUCAGGGUUUCUCAGGGAUCCUGUUGGUGUUCCACGUCUUGGAGUUUGCCGUUUCCCUCACCGUCUCUGUAUUUGCCUGUAGAUCUACCUGUAACUGCUGUGACCACCAGCAACAGCCGUCUGUCUACGUCAUCCCUGGAAAUGCUGCCAUGGCUGCCCAGGCUCCACCACCUUUACAUACUGUACCUGUCACCAUGGCUGUGCCGGCCCAACAGAUUUCCAGCUUCCCACAACCCACAGAGAACCAGAACCAGAUCCACCCUGGACUCACUGAACCUCCGGCCUACACACGCUGAAGAAAACACCUGCUUUAAAGGGAUAUUUCAGGAUUUCUGAAGUUGGGUGGUUAGACGUGCUUGGCCCUAGUACUGGCAUUAGUCUCCAGUGAUUUCUGCUAAGAAAAUAUGUUGGCUCCAUAUGUUUACCUCUGGGUCAGACCUCACAGCAGGAAGAGCAAAGCUCCAGAGGUCAAUGGUCGCUCUCUUGGGAGGGGGUGUUCAGGGCUGGUCAGAAUGAGUUUCAAUAGUGAUAACAGUGGGGUUUGUUGGUGCCUCUGAGUUCAGUCCUUGUUUGGAGUUGACUGAAGGGCAUCAGGAAACUGUGCUUCAUGGCUUGGGCUUUGCAAUGGACUUGCCUGUAAAUGUAUGGAGUUUACUCAGUAAUAUGUACUCAUCUCUGCCACAAAUACGAGCUACAUGGUCAUUUACCCUCGAUAUAAACCACUAGAGUAGGUCUGCAUUUCAAACGUUUGUACUGAAAUUAGACAUAAAUAAUAAAACAAAAGUUAAAAGCAUGAGCGUUUGGCUGUGCAUUUGUUUUCAUAUUUUCUAUCAGUACAUAGUGCUUACCUGAAGUGUAGGUACAGCGGAGCUCUUCAACCUAUGCGUGUGUUUUGGUCGUCCUUGUAAAAAGUCCUGCUAAUGGGCACUGCAAACGCUAAAACUUUUUCAGAGCAGCAGGUGGGGUGUUUAUAUCCAUAGUCAGUGCAACAAGCCAAAGUUGUCGAAGACCGAUGUCACGUGGAGGAAUACGGUGAAAUCAGUGUGGUGUCCAGGAGGUGUGCUUGUUAGAACAGCCAGGAUAAACACAAGUACGCGGCAUCUUCUGAAUUUUCAGAAAACGGGAUAAAAAACUCAAAAACGUGCUGUAGUAACCGAUGUUUGACCCUGCUACACUGCGACCCACACAGCUGACCAGCAGAUAACAGUGAGCGACGGCGGAAAGAUACAAACUGGCAAAAGCUGCACUGGAAAUUAUUUCCUGGCAGAGAGAGGAUUUUUGGGAGAAAUGAAAUGCUUUGUACGUUUUCGACACAGCGUACAGGCAAGCCAACAUAUUUUCUUUUCCCAUUUUUACGUAACACUGGUUAAUUUACGCAGACAAACGUUUCCAUCUACAGCCUCUAUACGCCGGCUCUCUCUGAGCUCGUAAUAACAACAGGAUCAAAUGACACAGAAAUCACUGGAGGAUACUAUAACCAAGCAUCUCAGACCACCCAACUUCAAAACUCACAAAAUACCCCUUUAAAAAGAAUCACAUGAUAACAACAUGGGAUUAACAUGAGAGAAACAUGAUAUUAAUGAUAGUGACAGAAGAUUAACAUGAGAUUUACAUGUAAAUAACAAGAGAUUACCAUGAGAAAAACAAUAUCAUGACAGUCACAGGAUAUUAAUAUCAACAUGACAUGAACACUCAGAGUGAAAUUCAAAUAUUUCUUUUCAAACAUUGAUGAGAUGAAUUAAAAAGGACAGAUUAAAAAUCACAACAUUAAUAUAAAAUGUUUUACACUCCAUCACUGAUGAAGAUGAACCCUAAAGAACAGAUAAUAAUAAUGAGGUGUGUUUACUUUAAUAGAGGCUGUACAGAGACUAAAAACACUAAAUCACAGAUUUAUAUAUUUUUUUUUAUCUUAUAUGAUAAACAUGAUUUCAUCACUGAGCUUGUUGUGAUAAAAGUGUUUCUGUAUGAAAAAUAAAAAUGUUCUUUGCAGUAGAACAGUUUAUGUCUAAUGAACCUAUAGGUUCUUUACAGAUGACGCCACUCAGCAGAACAGAACUCUUGAUGGGGG
Messenger RNA from Cheilinus undulatus (humphead wrasse), 2533 nucleotides. Its product is annotated as membrane-spanning 4-domains subfamily A member 4A-like. Gene Ontology annotation, cellular component: membrane. The coding region runs from base 27 to 761 and encodes 244 amino acids. The transcript is spliced from 7 exons. The record is from RefSeq and is a predicted model, not a curated record. Lineage: Eukaryota; Metazoa; Chordata; Actinopteri; Labriformes; Labridae.